Anopheles stephensi (Asian malaria mosquito) is the source of this 1615-nucleotide messenger RNA. Its product is annotated as pre-mRNA-splicing factor RBM22. Gene Ontology annotation, cellular component: Prp19 complex; U2-type catalytic step 1 spliceosome; U2-type catalytic step 2 spliceosome. The transcript has 3 exons. Bases 191 to 1522 code for a protein of 443 amino acids. The record is from RefSeq and is a predicted model, not a curated record. Gene Ontology annotation, molecular function: U6 snRNA binding; metal ion binding; pre-mRNA binding. Lineage: Eukaryota; Metazoa; Arthropoda; Insecta; Diptera; Culicidae.
AAACGUCAUUUGCAGGGCUGUCACAACAGAGAACAGAGAAAAAAAGUUAGGUGCUGUAUUUUCCAAGCGUGUGUUUUUGCAGUUUGUGAACAAGUUUUCCAGCCAAAAGCCAGCUUGCAUCUUGAUUUUGCGGCUUGGUUUCGUUUCUUUUGCAUCUAUACCGCGGCAAACAUUCAGAAAAGCGUUCAAAAUGGCUAUGUCAAAAACUACAAACACGUACAAUCGACAAAACUGGGAAGAUUCGGAAUUCCCAAUACUUUGUCAAACAUGCCUUGGCGAUAAUCCAUACGUUCGCAUGAUAAAAGAACGCUAUGGCAAGGAAUGCAAAAUCUGCACACGCCCCUUUACCAUAUUUCGCUGGUGUCCCGGUGCGAGAAUGCGGUUCAAGAAGACAGAAAUCUGCCAAACGUGCAGCAAGCUGAAAAACGUUUGUCAGACAUGCCUGUUGGAUCUGGAGUACGGUUUGCCAACACAGGUUCGAGACGCUGCGCUGAAGAUUCAGGACAAAAUUCCCGAAAGCGACGUGAACAAGGAAUUCUACAUACAAAACAUUGAGUCACAGCUAAAGGCGGGUGAUGAUAAUACCGUUGCCGCUGGCACGGUGGGCAAAUCGCUGGCGGCAAGCGAUAUGCUGGCAAAGCUGGCACGCACUGCACCAUACUACAAGCGUAAUCUACCUCACAUCUGCUCGUUCUGGGUGAAGGGAGAAUGUAAACGUGGUGAGGAGUGUCCGUACCGGCACGACAAACCCGUCGAACCGGACGAUCCAUUGUCGGAGCAGAACAUUCGUGAUCGAUACUACGGACGCAACGAUCCGGUUGCGGACAAGCUGAUGAAACGGGCUGCCUCGAUACCGACGUUGGAACCGCCGGAAGACAAAACCAUCACCACACUGUACGUAGGCAACUUGGGCGAGCACCUAACCGAGGUUGACAUACGGGACAAUUUCUACCAUUACGGCGAAAUUCGUUCUGUGUCGCUCGUUCCGAGACAGCAAUGUGCGUUCGUGCAGUACACCAAACGAGCCGCUGCGGAGCUGGCCGCUGAAAAAACGUUCAACAAGCUUGUGCUUGGUGGGAAGAAGCUGACAAUCAAGUGGGCACACUCGCAGGCCAAAUCAACGGCCUAUGCACAGAACUCCACUCCGCGUGGUGCUGGUGGUGGUAACCGAAUAUUUGAUCCCGUACCCGGACUUCCAGGACAGCUACCCAUGCCACCAAAUCCAACGGACUACUUUAAUCUGCAGGCUUCGGAAAUGGCCGUGUUACCACCGGGAAUGAAGAUACAUCAGUUGCCGCCGGGACUGAUUCCCGGUGCGCCAAGUUAUGCUUCAAUGUAUCAGCAAGCUGCUGGAGGUUCCUCUGCGGCGGGAGCUGGUGCAAGCGCCAGUGAAGCAGGAACCAGCAGUAGCAGCGGUGCUGGAGGAGGCUCUGGCCAUUCCAUGAUGCCACCGGCAAUGCAUCAGCAACAAUUGCAUUAUCCAAGUCAGGAUCCGGCGCGGUUAGGAGCAUUGAAAAAGUAGCAAAAGUCACUGCAAUAAUGUGAUCAUACAGCGAGUUCAUGUAUCAUAAACAUUUAAUAAACUUUACCGACAUCAGACAAACUUUGGAAGCGA